Messenger RNA from Pseudomyrmex gracilis, 2086 nucleotides. Its product is annotated as leucine-rich repeat neuronal protein 1-like. Bases 523 to 1845 code for a protein of 440 amino acids. Gene Ontology annotation, cellular component: extracellular matrix. Gene Ontology annotation, molecular function: protein binding. Lineage: Eukaryota; Metazoa; Arthropoda; Insecta; Hymenoptera; Formicidae. The transcript is spliced from 5 exons. The record is from RefSeq and is a predicted model, not a curated record.
CUAGCGAGAGUCUCGUCACGAAGAGAUGUAACAUUAAUAUUUAUCGCGUCCCAACGCAUCGUACAUUUCGUAAACUCGCUUAAAUGAAGCGAUAUCGGUCGAAACUGUGAUUAAUUGAAGAAUUAUGUACGAUUAAUCGUUGACGAAGUGAAGAGCACUGGGACGAGCCGGGAGCGAAUCAGUGGAUUCACGAGGAUUUAUUGGAUUAUUGGGAUAAAGUGAAAAUUUGUCCUUUUCUCGAAAAGCAUUAAUCACGGAUAAGUAAAACGUUUGCUAAUCGAAGUGCUGAGUACAUCGUAAUAAUAAUGCAGAUGAUUCUUGUACUCCCCUCUUAAUUCGGGAUUGCAUCUUCGACGAAAGAGUGUCGCGGAUGAAUUCAUUGCCAUUCCAUCGGAUUGCGGUGUAGAAAACGUAGUCCACGCGAGGUCCAAGCGUGGUCCCUCGGUGGUGCGGUCUGUCAAUCGAAUUCUAUCGGAUCGCUCCGAACAUCAAUUAAACGGAUAAUUAUCAUCUGGGAUCACAAUGUGGCUGAAAUCGCUGACGUUUUUUGCCGUCUUCGUUUCGCUCGUUUCGCCGAAAACGGUGAUGGUCGACCUGUCGUUUCGCAAAUUAAAGAAGGAAGAUUUUUUCGUGAAACUGCAGUCACAGAUUAAGCUUCAGGACGUGACGGAUCUCAAUUUGAGGGGAAACGAGUUCGAUAGUUUUUUAGACUGUUCCACCAAUUUGGAAACAUUGAGAACGCUGGAUUUGUCCCAGAAUCAUUUGCAACGAUUCUUCUUCCUCUGUAAGGAGGAAUAUAAUCUGCAAAUGUUGAACGUGAGCUACAAUAAACUAGAAUAUAUCGAUGACAAUGCGCUCAACGACCGAGUACUAAAGCUGAAGAUAUUAGAUCUCUCCUACAAUAAACUUUCCAUCGUCAAUGAAACCAUGUUGUAUCACUUAACGAUUCUGGAAUAUCUUUCUUUGGCCAGUAAUCCUAUAGGAGACGGUAUACACGAAGGCGCAUUUUUGAAUCUGCAAGCACUGAAGCAUCUCGAUUUGAGGAACAUAUCUGCGCCGUAUUUCUCGCCCAAAUUGUUCAAAACUCUGACCAACUUAUCAUUUCUGGAUUUAUCAUGGAAUCCGAUCAACGCGAUACCUCUACUGCCAGUAAAUCUACGAGAAUUGGAUUUAUCCGGCACGCAAGUGACGAGUCUCAAGAAUUUGUAUCUACCGCAGCUACAAGAACUGUGGCUGAACGAUAUGUCGAAUUUAACGUCGUUUGAUCUGAGCGAUCUUGAAAACUUGACCAAUCUGGAAACGUUAUCGAUGAUCGGUUGCAGACGGUUGAUUCAACUAAGCCCCGGGCUGCAGAUUGGCCACGUGCUGCCACGAUUGCAGCGCCUUUCGAUAAAGAAUUGCAACAUUGAGACGUUGGAUCAGAAAUUGCAGGAACUGCUGAAUCGGGUGUCCGUAAUCGAGCUCGAGAACAAUCCUUGGAAAUGCGAUUGCAAAUUAAACUGGAUCGAUAGUUCGGUGAACUUGACCAAGAAUUUUAGUAAAAAUAUCAGAUGUUACACACCGGAUCGACACCACGGCAAGCUCCUUACUGAAGUACCAAAUUACGAGCUGCAGUGCGAGUACGACUCAUCGGUUCUUUAUUCGAUCCUGUGGGUGUGUUUAUCGAUACUGCUUCUUUCUCUGAUCAUCGCUACAAUUUUAUUCCUGUUCAGACAUCCGACGAGCAGUUGGAGUUUCAAGGGAAGGAACCAGGACAGUGUCAGUUACAAAAACGUCGUGGAGUCGAACACCGAUCUGGUUCGAAUAUUGACGGUAUCUGAGACGCAUGAUCGCAACGAGGAAUAAAGCCAAAUCAGAAAGAGAACAAACUCUCACUAGUAUACAAAAAGUUAUUACGCUCAUAAUAGACAAAUUUCAUCGAAUCUAUUCAAGAAACUCUUAAUGUAAAAGUUACUUGAAGUAACAUAAUGUAACGCGUAGUCGGUAACUAGAUAUAGAAAAUUAUUCAUUCCCAUAAAAAAAAAGUCGCUUUACUUUUUUCACACAUUUAUAUGUCGAUUUAAAAUAAAUAAAUAAAAACAAACUG